Messenger RNA from Limulus polyphemus (Atlantic horseshoe crab), 1376 nucleotides. Its product is annotated as transcriptional coactivator YAP1-like. Gene Ontology annotation, biological process: hippo signaling; positive regulation of transcription by RNA polymerase II. The transcript is spliced from 3 exons. Gene Ontology annotation, cellular component: cytoplasm; nucleus. The coding region runs from base 511 to 1065 and encodes 184 amino acids. Lineage: Eukaryota; Metazoa; Arthropoda; Merostomata; Xiphosura; Limulidae. The record is from RefSeq and is a predicted model, not a curated record. Gene Ontology annotation, molecular function: transcription coactivator activity; protein binding.
AUGACGAUACUAGACCUAGAACGUUUAUAGAAGUAUUCAUAGAAUCCAGAAACUUUCUGUACUUUGUAGAACAUUUUCUAAAAGUGAGAAUUCAGCGUAAGUACUAUAAUCGAUUAGUUGUUGACUGAGGAAAGAACUGUUGAUGGAGUAAAGUUAUUUAGAUCACUGAGAAUUAGUUAGUGUGUUCGUCAGCAAAUUGGUAAGCUGUUACAACGAAUAGGUGACUACCAAGAAAUCAUCACGCGUGAAAUGAAGGCUUAGAACGAUUUCGUAUUUGUUUACAGAACUAUUUUUCAUCUCGUAGGAAGUCAUUGAGUGUCCUGUUCGUUCUAUGUUGACGUAUAGGCGAACCUGAAAAAUCUGUAUGUAGUAUCGCGAUAAGUUAGGUUGGAGGUGGAGUGGUAUUCUACGUUAUAUAUAAUUGUAUAGAAACUUUUACGAUAUAUUCGAUCGCGGUAACAGUUUUGUGAAACGAUAAACUAUAUACAUUAAUAACCUUUGCUAACCAAAAUGUCCCAAGCUAGGGAUGUCAUAGAACAAAAAGGACCCAAUCAAAUUGUCCGUAUCCGCAGGGAUAGUGAAACGAACUUGGACGACCUGUUCAAAGCGGUGCUACAACCAAAAGACAGUCAGGUGCAGCUCAGUCGAAGGACUGUUCCCAUGAGACUUCGUAAUUUGCCACCGUCUUUUUUUCAACAGCCAGAAACAAAAUCUGCGUCUCACAGUCGAGAUUCCAGUUGUGAUGCAACCUUUUCUCCAACUUGUGUGAGCCCAGUGUCAGGUGCUCCACCUUCACCUCAGCUUCAAGUUCAAGCUCAGCAUUCUAUUUCAACUAAUAUUAAUAAUGCUCUUCAAGUACAUCAUCCUCGUGCAAAUUCCUCUCCAGCAAGUCUUGAACAGACCUAUAACCAGAAUUCGGGGCAGCAACAUCAACAUUUAAGACAACACAGCUAUGACAACAUGAUUGAUGAUGUUCCUCUGCCAUCAGGCUGGGAAAUGGCAAGAACUUCUUCAGGUCAACGAUAUUUUCUUAAUCAUGAAGCCAUACACACACAGCUUACCUAAUGUUAAUGUAAACUGUGUUUAAUGUGCUUGAAGUUAAACCAGUCCCUAGAAACUUUAUUAAUGGCAAACCUGGUAAUUCUAGUAGUAACCUAAGUGUUAAAGUAUGCUAUAUGAUAAUAAUCUUAAUCCUGGUGAAUAAAUCAUUUGAUUUGCAUAAUGUGAACAAAUUACUUUGAUAGGAAUGCUGCUUAUCUUUUAAAAACUGUUCAUUAACCUCAUCCAUAUUAUAUAAAAAUAAUUUCACAUUAGAGAAUUUUUCAAAACUUUUAGGACAUUGAAAUUCUGCUAGACCAACAUGAAAGUGUCCCACA